CAAGUGCUCCAGCAGCAGCGUCAGCAUUUCCUCCAGGCAUUUCCCAAACUAACGUGUCUCUCUCCGCAGCGCACCGUCCGUGCCGCGUCCGCAGUGCUGUUCGCAGCGACUCGCGGCCGCGCAAGUUUCCGCGACGUGACGGUGUUGGUGCCGACGUCGUGGGGCCCCUCACCGCCAUGCCCUGCCCUGGGCACGCUGGGCGACGCUGCAGGAGAGAGCUGGGAGGCGGCGGACCUGCGGGUGAGCAAGGGGCGCCACCCCCAGCACGGCGCGCGCCCCUGGACGCUCCACUCCCGCGGCUGCGGCCACCGCGGCGACUACCUCUCGCUCGGACACAGCAGUCUCACGGCCAACGCGUCAGCGCUCGCAGGUCGGCAGCUGGCUCGGGCGUGGCUGGAGUACCGCUACGGCGUGUUCGACGAGGCGGGCGCCCAGGGCAGCGCCGCCCACCCGCCGCACUACCGCGCCCCCGACGGCGCCUGGAAGCCCAACGUGUGCACCAACCUUCCCGCCGUCGCCGCCAACCCCGCCUGCGACCCCGCCAACCUCACGUGCCCCCUGGCGGUCGGGCGGCGCGGGAGGGCGGGGCCGGAGGGCGAGGAGGCGGACGGAGGGCAGGAGGACGACGAAGCAAAGGAGGUGGUGAAGGAGAAGUCGAAGGAGGCGGAGGAGGAGGCGGAGCGAGGCGAAGGGAGGUGGGGCGGUGGAGCGACCUCGCUCAUGGGCCUCCCGGGUCUGCCGCAGGUGACGCAGCUGUGUGACGAGGGCAGCCACGCCCGUGAGGCGCCCACCCGCCACAACCUCCUCUGCGGCGGCCGCUCCGUGUGGGAGGUGCUGAGGGCGAGCCCGGACUUCCAGAACAAUCGGAACGUCGAAGGGGCGCUGGCGGAGAGCGGCGUCGCCCUGCGCUACGUGCGCGCGCAGCCGCCCAGGAUCGUCCUGCUUGUCGACGACACGGACGUGAUGAACGUGCAGAAACGGUGGGAGUUCGUCCGCAAGGCUGUCCGCAAGGUGGUCACCUACGACGUCCCUGACGGCCACAGCGUUGGGCUCGUCGUGUUUGACUCCGCAGCGGCUACCAAGUACCCGCUGACGCGGCUGACCGACGGCGCCACGCGGGAGAAGGUGGGGUCGUCCCUCCCCCGGAAUCCGUCGCAGGAGCCGCGCCAUAAGCGCUGCCUCCUGUGCGGCCUGCGGGAGGCGCUGCGGAUGUUGCGGCAGGACGGGCCAGGCGGCGGCGCGGGCCACGUAGUGCUAGUGACGGCCGGUGGUGGAGAGCCCCUGGACGCCGCCCGCGCCGACGAGGCGUCCCGCGCCCUGACCGCGGCCGGCGUCGUGCUGCACGCUAUCGUGUACCCGCUGACCGAGAAGUACCCGACGCCGGGCGCCGGCCUGGAGACCGUGGCGGCGCUCAGCGGCGGCCGCACCUACAUCGUGCCCGACCAGGGCAUCGGCGCCGACUCCAAGCUCAGCAUGUACUACAACCUGCUGGACUCUCUGUACACGGCGCUGGCUGGCGUGACGGGCCCGUCCGUCCUGCCGGUGAAGGUGCACGCGGCGGAGCACCCCGGGGGGCGCGUGGCCGUGUCCCAGGGCACCUUCGCGCUGGACCCGCACUUGGGCGCCGACACCGUCUUCGCCAUCUUCUACUACCACGUAACCCACGUCGGGAACCUCAUCCACCUGGUCAGCCCGCAGGGGCAGGUCAUCGACACGGCCAACAUGCAGAAGGAGGAUGCCAACAUCAACAUGAUCACCGUGAGGCUGGCGGAGGCGCAGGCCACGGCAGGCCAGUGGCACUACAAGGUGGAGAACAGGGCAGACUCCCACCAGGCGCUCUACGUGCAGGUCACCUCGCGCCCGCGCGCCCGCACAGGUGCUCCUCAUGUGGCCGUGCGCGCCUGGACCAGCCACCCGCUGUCAUUGGUCAACGCCAGCGACAUCUCGCGCCCCCUGGCACUGUUCGCCGAGGCGAGGGUGGGCGUGGCCCCCAUCGAGGGCGCCAAGGUCACCGCCACCGUCACCCGCCUCGGCUACACGGACAACGGCACCCUGCACGAGCCGCACAAGGUCGCACUGUACGACGACGGCCUCACAGGUCCCGACAUGGCGCGCGCAGACGGCGUCUACUCCCGCUACGUGCCGGGCCUCGCCGCCGCCAAGUACAGCGUGCGGGUGGACGUGGAGGGCGAGAUCGAGGGCGAGGUGUUCACUCGCCACGUGCGGCUGGGCGUCGUGGAUGUAGUGGGCGUCCUCCCUGCCCUCGACGUCAUUCCUCCCGCCCGCGUGGUGGACCUGCGGGCGUCCGUCUUGGCAGGCAGCGGCGGCCGCGUGGCCUUCAGCUGGACGGCUCCGGGAGGCGACCUGGACUACGGCGUGGCCGACCGCUACGUGGUGAUGGCGUCCCGCGACCCCGCCCAGUUCCGCGAGGGCGGCGGCCGCCUGUUGGAGGGCUGGCCGGCGCCCCUGCCUGCUCCCGCCCUGCAGCAGCACACCCUGCUCUGGCCGGACUUCGGCGUCGUGCACUACGUAGCGCUGUAUGCGGUCGACGAGCAGGGCAACACGGGCGCCCUCAGCAACGUCGUGAGCGUGUUCGUGCCUGCGCCGCCCUCGACCACGCCCGCGCCCCCGCCCGCGCUGCCCCCGGUGCCCCCCGCCAACACGUCGGCCGUGAGGGAGGGAGGCGCAGGCGAGCCAGUGCUGGCGGCCCUGGACACGCGCCAGCUGGCCGUGGUGUUCGGCUGCGUAGGCGGCUUCGUGGCCCUCGUGGCGCUCGUCGCCUGCUACUGCCUGGCCGCCCACCGUCGCCAGCGUAGGUCGGCGCAGGCCAAGAAGGCGCACGAGGCCUACGCUGUGGCGGCGGCCGCCCCCGCCAAGCUGGGGCCGCCGCAGGACUUCCCCGACGGCGGCAAGGCCCCCGCCAAAGACGCCCUCGGCAAGGACUACAUGAGCCCCGUGGAAUCGUGGUCGGCGUCGCAGCUGCUCAGCAGCCGCCACGACCCGAAGCGAGGCAGCCUGUCGGCGCGCUCCGACGACGCCUCCGACCACAGCGCCUCCACCAAGAAGAGCUAUGGCGACUCCUCGGCCGCCAACGACUUCUACGCCGACACGAGCGCUUACCCGUAUCGGCACGACGCCUUCCUCGGCCACUACCCAGGCCCCGCCGACCAGUACCCCGUGCCCUCCGACCACUACCCGCCGCCCGGCCACGCCUACCCGACGCCCACAGACGGAUACCCCGCCCCCUCCGAGGGCUACCCGACCACGCCCACAGACCUGUACCCGAGCGAGGGCUUCCCGGCGGCGGCGGAGGCGCGCCCCUACGUGAGCUCCCCGCCGUCCGAGUCCUUCCUGUCCGUCUCGUGCGAAAUGCUGCCGCCCUCGCACGGCCCGCCGGCCUACGCCGCCUACCCCUCCUACGACGCCUCCCUCAGGUCCUCCACCUCCUCCAAGGUGCCGCCCCCCAUCCCCCCCAAGCCCAAGCUGGUCUACACGCCCGAGCCCUACAUCUACGACGCCCACGCCCACGACGCCCCCGCGCCCGCGUCGCUCCUCGCCGCCGAGAAGAGGGUGCGGAACGUAACGAUGGUUUAGUGGCCUCGCGGGGCGCCCUCGGGAGCGCCCUCGGGAGCGCGGCGGCGUCGGGUGGAAGGCGGGCCUCAGUCGCGCACCCAGCCCGCCGCACUCUGCUGGAAUAGACGCCCACACUGAACAAGCAGAGCAAAUACGGAGGCAAUAGCAAGGUAUCCGAUGUCAUUAUCUCAAAAUCGAACGCCAAUAAAGGGAGGUUAGGCUGCAGUGGCACGGGCGACAGAGGCGACGGCUCGUGAAAAGUCUCGUCGCGCUGUCUCGUUGUUCCUUCACGGGUGAAGUGAGAGAGAACUGGACUCGCGCAAGUCGGGACACGGCUGCCCCGGGGGCCUUCAAAGACCAAGCAACAUGUUGCGUGAUAAACAAGGCGAAACAAAUAUAUCCAACAAUGUGCAUUAUAUGUUAUUAUUGUUAGUUAUCAUCGUUAUCAUCCUUUUAUGAUAUAUUCUUCUUUUCGGCUUCCUCUUUCUCACGCGAAGUUGGCUCCAGCCUUCCUUUCGCCUCCUCCGCCCGUGGGCCCAGCCCGCGGAUCCGGGGUGGCCGGGCUGGGCCUCUGCCGAAGGUCACCCUGGCCACUGCCUUGGGACUGAACGUGUAACUGAAGGUGUAAAUGGCCUCUGAACGGUCAAAAGCGAACUGACAGGUAUGACCUGAGUCCAGGUCCCCAUUACCCCACCCCCCCCUUGUCGUCGGCCUUCGUGUAUCUUAUCUGUGAUGACAGCGGGUGCGGCUCCCGCGGCCUUGUGACUGCCGGCGCUGUCCGAGAUGCGCCGGGACGAGGAUACGCAGGCGAGAAACUGUAAAGAGUGAGCAUUUAUCUCAAAUGUAAAUAUGUUUUCAUCUAAGUGCAAAUGAAAGAGUCUAAGAAGUCUCAUCUCUGUAUAUAUUUUUGUAUUAUAAUAUAUCGUUAUAUGGGAAGUCAGUUAUUUUUUGUUUGUAUAUGUAUAUACAAAAUAUUAUAGUACGUAAAGUAUGAUUGAAAGUAUGUGCUGAU
Penaeus chinensis is the source of this 4585-nucleotide messenger RNA. RefSeq names its product calcium-activated chloride channel regulator 1-like. The coding region runs from base 721 to 3594 and encodes 957 amino acids. The transcript has 6 exons. The record is from RefSeq and is a predicted model, not a curated record. NCBI's taxonomy places the organism in Eukaryota, Metazoa, Arthropoda, Malacostraca, Decapoda, Penaeidae.